This is a messenger RNA of Aplysia californica (California sea hare), 509 nucleotides long. RefSeq names its product lisH domain-containing protein C1711.05. The record is from RefSeq and is a predicted model, not a curated record. NCBI's taxonomy places the organism in Eukaryota, Metazoa, Mollusca, Gastropoda, Aplysiida, Aplysiidae.
AUACACACAAACACACAGACACACACGCUCUUACAAAAACACACGAUCACAUAGGUACGCACACGCUCGCACACAAUCGACGUACAGACGCGCACACAAGACGCUGCCGUUUAUUGUCACCGAGGAAAAGACGCAGCGCUGUCCAACAUUGUGAGUCUCGUGUCUGUUGCUGCUGCUAUCGCCGUCUACGUAUUGCGUGGUCACCGUUUUCCGCUGUCACUGGUCGCGCGGACCUCACCACAGUCACCACACCACCACUCGCCAGAUCGUCAGCCACCGCCUUCAGACAAGGACGACGAAAUCAUGGACGGCGCGGAGAAAGAGAAAGAUCGAGAAGGUUCUGCUUCUUCUUCCUCCACCACCCCUCGGAAGAACAAGCGUUACACCAAGACGGCCCGAGACCGACAGAGUAGAGACGAGGCCAACAACAGCACCAACAACCCGGGCUCCGACAGCAGCAGCAGCAACGGUACAGAGGUGGCGAGGAAGGCAGAGAGCGCUACUGUCAG